Molecule: messenger RNA, 839 nt
Organism: Puccinia graminis f. sp. tritici CRL 75-36-700-3
Lineage: Eukaryota; Fungi; Basidiomycota; Pucciniomycetes; Pucciniales; Pucciniaceae
Exons: 4
Coding region: 249-839 (196 amino acids)
Source: RefSeq, a predicted model, not a curated record
CCGAGGACUUUCCGACUCCUGAAUCCUUUCAGACUAGGCCGCCGGGGCGGUACCCUUCUCUCCCAUUCCACCAACCAUGCUGAAGGCUUAAGGAUCCCACAGUGAUCCACAUUCAUUCUUUGAGUUUGGCCAGGGUUCUGAGUCGACUUGACUCGAUCCUGUUUCCUUGAUUUCCAGUUAUUGUGUGCUGCCCCAUCUCCAACUCUAUCACAUCAUAAUUUCUACUAUAAGCUAGGUUCCCAUUCAUCAUGACGGCCCCCUUCCGUUACCGAAGAAUCAAAUUGAUCCUUGCUGUCUGCUGCUUCCAAGCGAUUCAAUGUAUGCAUGGGGACUUACCCUCAUCAGUCCUCAGUCAGACAUAUCAUAAACCGCCAGAUGUGGCCACAUCGUCAACUAGCAGGUACAUGUUGAAUAGUCAGGUGGUUGCAGGAGGUCAUCAUCAAAUGGCAUCUGAACCUGAAAUGAAGAAUCCCCCAACUUCAGAAGACGGCAUUAAGCGUUACUUCAACUCUGUCCGACAGUUGAGACGUCCCACUACUGGCUUGGCGAGGGAGAAAUUCGACCGUGGAACAUCCCAGGAGGAAAAACAAAUCGAAUUCAAUUUUCUGCUGGAAGACGUUCUUUUGAUGACUGAAGAGCUCGAGAAGCUCAUGAAGGAGGUUCGGAAGAACUUAGGAAAGAAAUCACGCAGGUUGCUUCCAUUUCACGCAUUAAGAUAUGUCCACCAUCUCAUGAUGCCUUCCAUAAAAAACUUCCUUGCUCGUCUUGCAAGAGAACAUGGCUUGCCUGAACCUGGAAGCUUGAACAAAAAACCUUUCUCAAAGGAAAUGUAUGUCUGA